AUGAGCGAAUCGAAGCUCUCUCCCUCCCUUGCCUCCCGCGACCUCGUCUUCCAUGUCUGGCCAAAAUACGGCGACGCUCUCUCAUUUGAUGCGGUGUCUGUCGCGGCGCUCCUAUACGUCCAGCUAGCGCUCCCGGGCCAGUUCGCCAUUGCCUACUGCGCUAACCCUGACCUUUCUCCGACCGGUCAACUCCCCUUCCUCACCCAUGGACUCUACUACGCGUCUGGCCUUAGUCCCAUAGUGGCCUACGUCCGCAAACUCCGCUAUGCGCGAGAGCUGGAUGCUGGACUUAGCCCGGUGCAGGCUGCACAGUUGACGGCACGCAUCGCUCACGUAGAAUCCUGUUAUGGAGAUCUGGUGAACCACAUGCUGUACUCUCUGCAAGACAACUGGGCAGGUGUGACCAGGCCCGCCCUCGUUUCUAUGCUGCCCGUACCGCAACGCUACUACGUCCCUAACCGGUUACGAGCAUCACAUAAGACGCGGCUUCAGGCGGUGGAGCUCUGGGAUGUCCCCGAAGACGAAGAGGAGGAAGAGGAGGAACAGCGCCGGGUGGUGUUUGGGAGGCGGAAAAAGUUCAAGCUCGGGCCCACUGCGCAAACGCUACAUUGCAAAAAGAGUUUCGAGCGCGAGAAGGUUGUGGAGAAAGCAAAAGCUUUGUUCGAGGUGUACGACAAGCUGCUGGGAGACUACCAGUUCUUUAACGGCAGUGAGAUUCCAACAACGCUCGAUGUCGUUUUUGCCGCGCACACGCAUAUGCUCCUCAAGCUCGCUCUCCCUGACUCCCUGGUCACCACCGCACUGGAUUCAUAUCCACGCCUCGUCUCACACUGUCACGCGGUCCUUUCCGCCGCCUUUCCGCCAAACGUGCCAUUCCCGCCGACCAUCCAACAAAACUGGCUAUCCUCUCUGCGCUGCCUCAUCCCCUGGCCUCGCACGCCGACAACCCACCGCUCAGCCUCCACCCUGGCAACCUCGCCGGAGGCGCAGCAAAUUGAGCGACGGUACAGGCUCUGGAGAUGGGGCCUCAUUGCGGGGUCCGUUCUGGCAACAACGGGCUAUAUCUGGUUCGGCGUCGCCAUGCUUCUCGCACAGAAUGGUGAGUUCGCUGCGCGACUGCGCGCGGCUGCUUCUGGUGAGCCUGCUGCAGAGCCUGCACCAGAGGCAGAUGAUGAGGACGACGAGGAGUAGGAACGAAGGGUUGAAUUUAUCACCUUAAUACUGCC
Molecule: messenger RNA, 1226 nt
Organism: Trametes versicolor FP-101664 SS1
Lineage: Eukaryota; Fungi; Basidiomycota; Agaricomycetes; Polyporales; Polyporaceae
Exons: 5
Coding region: 1-1191 (396 amino acids)
Biological process (GO): mitochondrion organization
Cellular component (GO): SAM complex
Source: RefSeq, a predicted model, not a curated record